AUGGUGGAGAUGAGCUCAGGUCAGAUGUCUUUGAGUGAAAUACUGCAGGUUCAGGAUCAGCCUGUGAGUGAGGAGCAGGCAUGGGCUCUGUGUUAUCAGCUCUGCUCUAUACUAUCACUUCACUCCAGUGAGAAACAAUGGAAAACUGUCGUGAUACCUGCGGCCGAUGGUGUUUUGUUCUCCAGGGACGGCAGCAUCUCUCUCCGGAUGAUCAACAACACAAAGUUCGGUAAAAGUUUUGUGAUCGAGACGGAGGAACAGGCUGUCGAGUUUGUGGGCCGUUUUGUCUACUCCUGUCUGGACUGGGGUCUGGAGACACAGGUCGAGCGUGAAUUAAAUGAGAUGUUGGAGAUCCUGGUGUGCCAGAUGACCAAAGUGAACCUCAGUCAUACUGCUGGUAAUUGCUUUCAAUCCAUCUGCAGCCUGUCUGAUGUACUCCAGGUUUGUAAAGAACGCCUAUAUGAUCCAAGCCAGGCUGCUCAGCAUUACAAGAGUGUGUGCUCCACUCUGUUCUUGCACACCAUUGAGUUGUGUCAUUAUAUGCAGAUCGUUCAACAAUCCAGAGAGAGUCUGCAGAAACUCAUAUUGGAAUCGGAGACCAAACUGGUUGCAGCAGUGACAAAAAAUUGGGUAUCUCCAUGGCAAGAUUUAGUGAAGGAGUUGAGCAGGGGUGUAGUGUUGCGGCCAUCAGGAAAGAGCCCAAAUGCAAAUAAAGGUCCACUGCCAAUGGACACUCCUCCAUUUAACCAGCUUCUGCAGGACAUUAAGUGUAGGCGAUACACAUUGCGUAAUGUUCAGGCCACUAGAAAUGAGCAAAGAACACAAGACCCUCACCAGACUCUACUAGAAUAUAUCCGCUCGCGUCCGAAACUACGACCAGUGUCGGAGCGUAAAAUGGGACUAAAGCCCAAAGAGCAGAGCUGUCCGCACGAGCUGCUAAUGCAGGAGAUUCGCUCGACCAACCACUGCAAACGACUUUCGUCACACAACAGGGGGCCAACCGACUUCAGUGUCUGCACAGGCAAGCGUCGGACCAGAUCGUUUGCUAGCAACAAGGAUCUCUUUAAAGUGGUGCGUCAUGACAGCACCAAGAAAGGGUCUGUUCUUACCACGAUUGUUGACGUCAUGAAAAAGAACAGUUCUUACGAAGGAGAUGCGAAGGACAUGUCAUGUGAUGUAUAUAGCGACUGUCGGGUUUGUUCAUGUUGUGCGGCGAGAAGCCUUUAUUUCACAUGGCAUAACAUCUGCUCUCUGUGUAGAAGGGUUAUUUGUCCUGGCUGUUGUGUAGAGAUGCGUUUGCCCUCCAAGUGCUGCGUAAACCUUCCGCUGAGCUUCUUCAAGCAAAUUGUAAUGAAAGAUGGUGAGCAAAGCCAGAGAAACUUCUGGAAUGAACGCUGGUCCUGGGACUCAGCCUGGAUUCCUCUGGUUCUGGUGUCUUGCGGGUCUAACUCAAAGUCUGUGCACAGUCUUGCUAUGAGAGACUGGUACAGUCAGGACAUCUGUGUGGGCUGCCAGAAGAUCUUAAUAAAGACAUGCGACUCAGUACUGUCCACCUGUCCCAUCAAAGACUCGCAGGAGAUAUGA
This is a messenger RNA of Xyrauchen texanus (razorback sucker), 1584 nucleotides long. RefSeq lists its product as uncharacterized. The transcript is spliced from 14 exons. Gene Ontology annotation, molecular function: actin binding. Gene Ontology annotation, cellular component: cell cortex; cytoplasmic vesicle membrane. The record is from RefSeq and is a predicted model, not a curated record. Lineage: Eukaryota; Metazoa; Chordata; Actinopteri; Cypriniformes; Catostomidae. Gene Ontology annotation, biological process: actin nucleation; intracellular transport; Golgi vesicle transport. The coding region runs from base 1 to 1584 and encodes 527 amino acids.